Molecule: messenger RNA, 2022 nt
Organism: Raphanus sativus (radish)
Lineage: Eukaryota; Viridiplantae; Streptophyta; Magnoliopsida; Brassicales; Brassicaceae
Exons: 14
Coding region: 235-1800 (521 amino acids)
Biological process (GO): glucosylceramide biosynthetic process
Cellular component (GO): membrane
Molecular function (GO): ceramide glucosyltransferase activity
Source: RefSeq, a predicted model, not a curated record
GAUGAUUAAAUUAAAAUGGAUGAACUGUGUGAUUCCUUCUCUCUGGAUUUUCGCUGCUCCACCAAUGGCGAUCUGCUAAAUUUCACCGCUUUAAUUGGUUUCGACAAGAGAGAUUCAGAGACGAAUUUCAAAUCUUAGGGUUCCUCGUUUUCCUCUUCCUCCAUUGGGUGUUUUUGCUUCUUCUUCUUCGUAAGGAGGGACGCGAACACUUUGGAGAGCAGGGGAACAAUCUUAAUGUCUACUACAUUGGACUCCAUGGAUUCGAUUCUUUUCUCUCUCAGCAGAGCCUUCUGCACCCCUUUCGCCGUCUUCGUUCAAAUCCAGGGAUGUGUUAUAUGCUUACUCCUUGCUCUAGGCUGGUUAAUGGCUGCAUAUAUCAGGAACCGAGAGAUUAAGAGAAUUAAAAACAGCAUGAAAGCGGGUAACAGCUUGGCGUUCCUCUAUCAAGACAUCAAUGAACUUGAGCACUCCAGGCAGGCUAAACUUCCCAGGGUUUCCGUUGUCAUGCCUCUCAAAGGCUUUGGAGAACACAAUUUGCACAAUUGGAGAAGUCAGAUUACAUCUCUCUAUGGUGGACCAUUGGAAUUCCUAUUUGUUUUAGAAAGUACUGAAGACCCUGCUUAUCAUGCUGUUUCCCGUCUAUUAUCUAUGCAUCAGGAUCAGGUUGAAGCUAAGGUUGUUAUUGCUGGUUUAGCAACGACUUGCAGCCAGAAAAUUCAUAAUCAGUUGAUUGGAGUUGAGAAAAUGCACAAAGAUACCAAAUAUGUGUUGUUUUUGGACGAUGAUGUUAGCCUGCAUCCUGGAACAAUUGGAGCUCUCACAGCUGAGAUGGAGAAAAAUCCAGAGAUAUUUAUUCAAACUGGGUAUCCUCUAGACUUGCCCUCUGGAACUCUUGGAAGUUACUGCAUCUAUGAGUACCACAUGCCUUGCUCAAUGGGAUUUGCGACUGGUGGGACAACAUUCUUUUUGUGGGGAGGGUGCAUGAUGAUGCAUGCUGAUGAUUUCAGACAAGAUCGAUAUGGUGUUGCCUCUGGCUUACGUGAUGGUGGAUAUUCAGAUGAUAUGACACUUGCCGCUUUAGCAGGUGCUCACAAGAGGCUCAUUACAUCUCCUCCUGUUGCUGUUUUCCCUCAUCCUCUUGCAACUGAUCUAAGUUUUGGACGGUACUGGAACUACUUGAGAAAGCAAACCUUUGUGCUUGAAUCUUACAUAUCCAAAGUUAACUGGAUAAUGAACAAGGCUUUGUUUGCUGUUCACUGUUAUCUAUCAUGGGGUUUUGUUGCACCAUAUAUCAUGGCUGUCAUCCACAUCACAUCGGCUUUAAGAAUAUACUUCAAGGGAUAUAGUCAACUUGAAGACACGACCUUUGCUUCUAGUGGUAUGUCGCUUGUUAUACUGUUGGCGAUCUGCACAUUCAUCGAACUUCUAUCAAUGUGGAAUUUGACAAGACGAGAAGUGACACUAUGCAAUCUGUUAUCCCCAGAGGCUCCCCGUCUCUCUCUUGCACCUUACAACUGGGGACUUAUAUUCGUAGCAAUGCUAGUGGAUAACUUUCUAUAUCCGAUCUCAGCAUUCCGUUCUCACUUUUCUCAAUCCAUAAACUGGUCUGGAAUUAGAUACCACUUGAGAAAUGGAAAGGUUUUCAAGAUAGAGAGAAGGAAUGAUAUGGUACCAGCCAAGACUGAUUUAGGAGGGAAACACUUGUAUGGUAAGAAGGGAGCUUCACAGAAAGCUUCCUUCUUAAGCUCAUUGGGGAGAAACUUGGCUCACUGGCGACAACCAAAGAAGUUUGAUGUUUAAUAAGUUCGUUUUGUUUUGUUAAAUACAAGUUAGAAAGCAAAGCUCAAAAGUGGUUUCUCAUGCCCGGGAAUUAGCGGGUGAACUGAUGAUUCUUUGGUGAUUCUUUUUCCAGAUGGGGGGAAGAUUUGAUAUUUUUUCUUUCAUUUUCUUGGGUACAAAAUGUUUAUUGGUGAAGAAAAAAAUGCAUGAUUGCCUUCUAGGAAAUUCUUAUUUGUUGAUUUC